Molecule: messenger RNA, 2239 nt
Organism: Vanessa tameamea
Lineage: Eukaryota; Metazoa; Arthropoda; Insecta; Lepidoptera; Nymphalidae
Exons: 8
Coding region: 435-2126 (563 amino acids)
Biological process (GO): fatty-acyl-CoA biosynthetic process; long-chain fatty acid metabolic process
Cellular component (GO): mitochondrion
Molecular function (GO): long-chain fatty acid-CoA ligase activity
Source: RefSeq, a predicted model, not a curated record
UUUAAACUUUAAUCUACGACGUCGUUGUUUUACACUUGAUUAAUUAUUAUGUGUCAGUUCAAAGUCUAUUUUACAAACAGCAAGUUUAUGGAACAAUGUUUCAUAUAGUUGCUGUAACUACCUAAAUAGGCAUUGCUAUUAUGCCAUUGUUUAAAGAGUGCAGUGAGUGAAUUAUUUGUGGAAAACUAAAAAGAUAAAGAUAAAACAUUAGCUAUAAGUGCAAACAAAUAUUUUCGUUAGUGUCUCUUAUCAAUGUAGAUAACGUGCUAUAUUUUAUUUUUAUUCCGUAAGGAUAUAUUAUUUAUUAAUUAUUCUCAUUAUUGCAAUUUUACAUAUUUACAUGUACAAGUUUUUUAGUGUUCAAUUAAAAAUUUAAAUGUUUUGAAGUGUGAAUAUUUAUUGGUAACUUUUUAAUUACCUACAAUUGGAGUAUAAUGGCCCAUAUUUUUCGCCGUUCAGCUUACCAAAUUAUUUAUAAAAAUAAAUUAUUAUUAUCUCCAUCAUCUCGUCAAAAAUCUACUGAAGCUAAUAUACUUAAGUCUGUAUAUAAAGAUUUCGAAUUAACCUGUCAAACGGUCAGAGAUUUUGCAUGGCAAAACUUGGACAGAUGGCCAGACAAAACUUUAACAGUAUGUGCCGUGACUGGUCACGGUUACACUUAUGCUCAAUCAUACAGGAUGUCUAUUUGUUUCGGUGCAUCAUUACGCAGUAAACUAAAAUUACAGAAUGAUGAUAAAGUGGCGGUAAUUUUGCCAAAUGUCCCUGAAUAUCCUUGUGUUGUGUUAGGUAUUCUUGAAGCUGGAGGUAUUGCUAGUAUAAUGAAUCCUGCUUAUACACCACAUGAAUUAAAACAUCAAUUAAAACUAAUUGAAUGCAAAGCAAUAGUCUCCUCUAAGCUGUCUUAUCCCAACAUAGUACUAGCUCUAAAAGAGAUAAAUUUGAAUAUACCUAUCAUAUUAAUAGACAAUGAUGUACCGGAAAAUACCAUAAAGUUUGCAGAAUUUGCUGAAGAUUUGAAUAUAGAUACAGAUUGUUUGAAAAAAGUAAAAAGAACUGCUAAGGAUCUAGCCAUUUUACCAUUUUCAAGUGGCACAACUGGUUUCCCUAAAGCAGUGGAGCUGACACACGAAUGUUUAAACACAAUGAAUGAAAUGAUAUUAGCCCCAGAAGUAAUUGGUGUAGAAGAAGCUAGUGGUUCCUUCCAGUCAGUAACACCAGCAGUGUUGCCAUUUUUCCACAUCUUCGGUUUCAACGCACUGAUGUUGAAUCUAAUGUCAAGAGGUAUUAAGUUGGUGACAAUGCCAACAUUCAAGGCUGAUCUUUUCCUCGAAACUAUUGUUCGACACAAAGCGAAUCAUUUGUAUGUCGUUCCGCCAAUGAUGGUAUUUUUGGGCAAACAUCCAGCGGUGACUCCGAAAUACCUGGAAACAAUACAGGGAAUUAUUUGCGGAGCCGCCCCCAUUUCUAGUCACGACGCGAGUGCAGUUCUCAAUAAAAAUAAAAAUAUCAUCUUCAGGCAAGGCUAUGGUCUAACAGAGACCUGUGGCGGGAUAUCUGUGGGAAACAAAACUGAUGCUAAUCACGCGUCAGUGGGUCAUGUAUUCGGGGGUGCUGAAGUGAAGAUAACAGAUCUGAACACCAUGGAGGCCUUGGGGCCAGGACAGGAAGGUGAAAUCUAUUAUCGAGGUAAGAAUCUUAUGAAUGGAUAUUAUAAAAACGUUGAAGCGACUAAAGAAGUGAUGACUGAAGACGGCUGGUUCAAAACUGGUGACAUUGGGAAAUAUGAUGAGAAUAAAUAUUUGUACGUUACUGAUCGGUUAAAGGAACUUAUAAAGGUUAAAGGAUUCCAAGUACCACCUGCUGAACUAGAAAUGGUUCUCCGAACUCAUCCCAAGAUCCUCGACUGUGCAGUUAUGGGUGUCCCUGACCCAAUCUCAGGGGAGGUACCGAAGGCAUUUGUGGUUACACAAGCUGGGGAAUGUUUGAAGAGUGAGGAGAUUUUAGAUUACGUUAACAGCAAAGUUGUGUCUUUUAAGAAUAUCAAAGAUGUUCAAUUCGUUGAAGCAAUACCUAAGAAUUCAGCAGGUAAGAUAUUGAGGAAGGAAUUGAAAGCGAAGUAUUGUUAGCGAUCAGUUUUGACGUAAUACGGUUAAAUUGUAAAAAUACACUCACACAUAUACAACGCGCCAUUAUUUUUUAAAUAUUUACUUUAGUAAUAAAGCAAAGAUACAACGACGUA